Molecule: messenger RNA, 1657 nt
Organism: Pteronotus mesoamericanus
Lineage: Eukaryota; Metazoa; Chordata; Mammalia; Chiroptera; Mormoopidae
Gene: PLPPR5
Product: phospholipid phosphatase related 5
Exons: 6
Coding region: 1-966 (321 amino acids)
Biological process (GO): signal transduction; phospholipid dephosphorylation; phospholipid metabolic process
Cellular component (GO): plasma membrane
Molecular function (GO): phosphatidate phosphatase activity
Source: RefSeq, a predicted model, not a curated record
AUGCCCCCGCCGGCCGCCGCGCUCCCCAGCAGCAUGCUCUAUUUCCAGAUGGUGAUCAUGGCAGGGACGGUGAUGCUGGCGUACUACUUCGAGUACACGGACACGUUCGCCGUGAACGUGCAGGGCUUCUUCUGCCACGACAGCGCCUACCGCAAGCCCUACCCGGGCCCGGAGGACAGCAGCGCCGUGCCGCCCGCGCUCCUCUACUCCCUGGCCGCCGGGGUCCCCGUGCUCGUGAUAAUAGUUGGAGAGACUGCAGUGUUUUGCCUGCAACUGGCCACAAGGGAUUUUGAAAACCAGGAGAAAACGAUUUUAACCGGAGACUGUUGUUAUAUAAACCCACUGGUGCGGAGGACCGUAAGGUUUCUUGGAAUCUACACGUUCGGACUCUUCGCCACCGACAUCUUCGUGAACGCGGGGCAGGUGGUCACAGGGAACCUGGCCCCGCACUUCCUGGCCCUGUGCAAGCCCAACUACACGGCGCUGGGCUGCCAGCAGCUUACGCAGUUCAUCAGCGGCGCGGAGGCCUGCACCGGCAACCCCGACCUCAUCACCAGGGCCCGGAAGACCUUCCCCUCCAAGGAGGCGGCCCUCAGCGUCUACGCCGCCAUGUACCUGACGAUGUACAUAACCAACACGAUCAAAGCCAAAGGGACAAGACUCGCGAAGCCGGUCCUGUGCUUGGGCUUAAUGUGCUUGGCCUUCCUCACUGGACUCAACAGAGUGGCGGAAUACCGAAAUCACUGGUCAGACGUGAUAGCAGGCUUUCUGGUUGGAAUAUCCAUAGCGGUAUUUCUGGUCGUGUGCGUGGUGAACAAUUUCAAAGGGAGGCAGCCCGAACAGGAGCGCGUGCACGUGGACGGUCUGGCGCACGCGCCGAUGAUCAGCAUUCCCCGGGUGGGAAGCCCCCUGGAAAAGGUGACGUCUGUACAGAACCACAUCGCCGCCUUUGCAGAAGUCACAUGAUACGGAAGCCGCCGGGUUCUCCCUGCAUUGGACAUCGUCCCUGUUCAGCAUCCAUCCGUAACACCCAAAGCUUGUUUGAUUGCGAAAGAAGUUUCUAAAGUUGUCUAAUAAUUUUUAUAAUUUUAAAACCAGUGUCGAUGUGUCUGUCCCCCCACUAGACUGUGAGCUCCUCAAAGGCAGGGCUGUGUCUUUCUUCUCUGUACCCCUUCCCAAGACCUACAACAACGCCUCCCACAAAGCAGGCGUGCAAUUAAAAUGGGGUCACCCGAUGAACAAAUUAAUUCUGCAGUAUAACACCCACGUUGGUUUCUCAGAGAAUUACCGGAACUACGUGAAAAGAAACCUCUGCACAAGUCCUAUUUGCAUAAGAAAUUCCUCCAUUUGGGGCUAGUUAUGCUUUUUAAUUUUUCCUAUUAUCUUUUCAGUAGUAUACCGUUAUUUCAUUUGAAGUGGACUUAUUUCAUUAGAAGUGGGGGUUUUUACUUUGCUAUUCAGCAUGACAUUAUUUCCAUCCCAACAGGUUUCAGUGUGUGCAAUUACUUUUAGAAUGUAUAUUCUAAACUAAAAUAAUGUUGCACAUAGUUUUAUGCUCUAUUUCCCUUAAAAUGCCAUCCAUUCUAUACCUUCUAAGACUGGUGCUUCUGCUUUUGAAGGGGAAAAUGCCAAUUUUUACUGUAAUAAGUAAUGUAUC